AUGGUCAUUCGGGUUGGUAUGCUUCUGUUCCUAUGUUCUGUGAUCUGUUUCCAGCUGGCUGGGGCAGAUUCCGGCAUUCUGCCACUUCGCUACGACCUACAGAUUCAGAUUCCAACAGCUUCUGUCUCGGAUCCGUUGAUCCCGACCUUCUUCGCGGCUCUGAGGGUAGAUUUCCAGGUGACGAAGCCGCUUUUCAGUCAGUUCAGAGGUCACAGUUCAUCUCUACUCAGUAAUGAUAAUGUGGCCAAGCCUGAGGGCGCAGAAUUGAAGUUUAAAGCGAGGAAUCUGGAAGCUUUUGAAAACGUGACAUUAUCAAAUGAUCAGAGGACGUUUGGGGUUAUAGAUGUCAGAAUACUGGAUAACGAGAUUGUUUUUGUAGUGGCAGAACCGGCGUUAUCACCUGGCAGGUAUUCUUUGCACAUUGAUCGAUAUGUGGGGACGAUAACUGACGACAACGGCGUCUUUUACAGGUAGAUCAUUUUUUAGAAUUAUUUUACUGUUCCAGUUCUAAAUAUCAGUUUAAACUGAAUGUAAAACAUUUUCCUAUGUUUUUAUGUAAAGAACUUUAUUUACAGAGACGUUGGAGGUGCCGCAGCGAUUGCCACGAAUCUGUUUCCAUCGUACGCAGACACCGUGAUUCCGAUCGUGCGGAAUUCUUCACGGAAAGUGUCAGUUCGGUUGAGUAUUAUUCAUCCUACGGGUACUAUCGCUUUGUCAAACAUGCAGAAUGAGCACGAAGCUUUUAUCGUGCACGAACAUUGGAAAAUGACAGAUUUCGUACAGGCUGCGAACCUGCCCUUACACAUGUUUGCCUUCAUUGUGUUACCUGAGAUGUACGAAAGGGUAAGUAAUACGAUUAUAAUUUCUAAAUAUUGUUUUCAACUUUUGUAGUUUUCGUUGUGGGACCAAAAAAAGAUCUUUUUUAAAAUAUUUUUAAAAAUUAAAAGGAAACAUAACUUCAGGCUCAAGUAUCCUCGAAAUACCCUAUCUACAUUUACUUUAACCGGUUUCGGCAGUCCAAGGUAUUGAAGGAUGAAGCAAUUGGACUAGCUGGAGCUGUGUACGAGAGAGUUUACCAAUUGAUGGAAGAGCCUUUACCAUUCACAAAGAUCAACAUCGUAUUCCUGAAUGAAUUUAAUAGUAAGAUGUGCAAAAUAUUGGUUUAAAGCUUUACAAAUGCUUCAAAUGUUUACUUUUUUUCUAAAAUAUGUUGUUUAUUACAGUGUAAAGUGACCUUACAGUAUUUAACAUGAUUAUAUAGGUACCCAUAGUACCGGACUGAUACUGCUGAGCGAGGAGUACUGGGAAGAUGCUGAUGAAUGUCAUCGGAUUCAGAUGUUGGCCAAGAACUUCAUUCGCCAAUGGAUGGGCGGGUUGGCUUCAAUCGACAAUUUCCACGACAUUUGUUUCCAGGUAUUGUUGCAAGAUAUUUGUUAUAAGUGUCUUGAUGUAUAAUCUCUAAUCUUUUUGUAAUAUUUAUAUAUUACUGUAAUUCAGGAAGACGUAGUAGCCUUCCUAGCGUCCAAGAUAGUGGCCAAGAUGACUGGUUUCCAUCCCAGAAGUGUGGACAUGUUCCAACGGUACCAUUUGUCCGAAUACGUGAAGAUACAACUGGUCGAUACCUUCUUCGACCACGACGCUCCUCUCAGCUUCGAAAACCCUCCAGAAGCCGACUACAUAUCGCUACGAUGCGGACACAAAGGAGCACAGUAUCUCGAGUCUCUGGAGACGGUAUUCGGCGAGGAUACGGUACUAGACAAAAUACGAGGUUUGAUACGUCAAUACAGUUACAAGACCUUCUCAUUGGACACUUUCCUACAAUCACUCAAGUCUCAUAUUGUAGAUGGCAUCGACUUGGCACAGGUAGGUUCUUUUUGCUGGGUUAUUACUGUAAAAUGACAUACUUUAAAGGUGUUAUUGAUGUCAAGUAUGUGUAAGAUAGUUUAGUAAGACAGUUUAAAGUCAAAUUUGAAAAAUAAGUUCAGAUAUACGACUUCUGGUUCCACACUCCUGGUAUCCCUAACCUCAAGUUGGAGCAGAUCAACGAACGAGUUCGACUGACUCAGUUUAUACCUGAGGAUAGUAAUGAUAAAGACUUGACACUGUUUCCACUCAGAAUCGCCAUCAGAAACCUGUCAUUGCCAGUGUCAUUUAUGUUGAGUCAAGGUAAAUUUCCAUACUGCUUUAGGCAACAAAAGAGGAUUUAAUAUUUUGCAUUGUACCAUCACUCUUGUUGGUUACAUUAACUUAAAUUAAAUUAAUUUUCAAACGUGUGUCUUUAGGGUUAGAGCUAGCUCCAUUGGACAGUAAACUGUUACCAUUAACAAACCUGGGAUAUGGUCACAUUUACAGAGUAAAUUACAACUCUAGGAUAUGGGAAAGGAUACUGAGGCAUCUGGAGGAAGCUCCACAUCUCUUCUCAGCACGAUCCAAAGCUCAGAUCCUCAACGACUUUUGUUACUUCGCUUCCCAUGGUAAGAUAACGUUCAUAGAGAACAUGACAAUGAGUAUUAGCUUUGUUGCGGACUUUAUUUUAGCCUCACACAUCAUAAGAAACACUAUUUUUUGCUUAACUUAAUGAAACACCUGAAUUUUUACGACCAAUCUUCGUAUUUUAGGUGAGAUCGGAUCAGAAGAAAACAUGUUAAAGCAGGGAUUCCUGCAACUGAUGAGGUCAGAGAACGAACACUUUGAUCUUUGUGAAUUCUACGCCUUCUGGUGUCUCUCUGGCUACAAGAAACAUCCCAACCUUAGUAGCAACUCCACCAAACAGAGGUUGCGAAAGUUGUGGCCAAGCGUCGAGAGUGUCUUAUCUAAUCGUCGCAACUUUGAAUGUGUAGCCAAUAGUAACGCGUCUUCCUUGGCCAACAUCAUCUGCCAGAUUGCGUUUGGCUCUAAUUGUAUCUAA
Bursaphelenchus okinawaensis is the source of this 2908-nucleotide messenger RNA. Lineage: Eukaryota; Metazoa; Nematoda; Chromadorea; Rhabditida; Aphelenchoididae. The record is from the annotation of a GenBank genome assembly.